Vigna unguiculata (cowpea) is the source of this 815-nucleotide messenger RNA. RefSeq lists its product as uncharacterized. Lineage: Eukaryota; Viridiplantae; Streptophyta; Magnoliopsida; Fabales; Fabaceae. The record is from RefSeq and is a predicted model, not a curated record.
CCAAUUACCCAUCUCUUGCAUCACCCUUAUAAAUAUCAACACACAAACCAUGUCACAAAUCUCUCUCAUCAAUUCCAUUUUUAUCGAUCCAGCAAGGUAGUAGAUAUUUACAAUAGUAUAUACAGGAAUGGGAAACUGUUGUGCCACAGAGUCGUCUACGACGAAUUGGGGUGGUGAUGAUUGGGGUUCUUUGUCAUCGAGGAGGAGGAGCAUGAGUUCGGGGAAGGUGUUUGAUGAAGUUCAUGAGUCCAGUUUGGAUAACGUGGAGAAGGAGAAGCUGUUGGGUGCGCUGAGAGCUUCUUCUGAUGCCAAUGGGAAGGUGAAGAUCAAGAUCUCGAAGAAGGAGCUGGCACAGUUGCUGGGGGGGAAAGAGAGUAACAAGCAUUUGGGUGAAGAAGGACACGCUUCUGCGGAACAAGUUCUGGCUCGUUUGAUUCACGCUAGAGAUCAUUCCAGUAACGAGUACCAUGAUGUUCAUCAUAGACCUUGGAGACCCGUGCUUCAGAGUAUACCUGAGGUAAAUUAGUUCAAGGAACGGGAUCAAAGGCGGUGGCGGUGUGUAGAGUAGAUGUUCAGAAAGGUUACUUUAGGUCAUUUUUUUAUUUGUUUUUUUUCCAUGUUUUCAGCUUGUGUUUUUCUUCUAUGGUUGGGAAUGUGUCAUUUGUAUAUUCGUCGUUCUGCGAGUGAAAAUUGUAGAUCGAGUUUCUUGUGAGAAAUUAUCCAAGUAACUCUAUUUUACUACAUUAUAGUUUAUGGUGUAUGUAACUAUAUAUAUGGUUUUAAUAUCAAAUUAAACUGGGGAUUAUUGAUAAUAA